AUGGCAGACGAUAUACCGCAUGAUGGAACUCCUCUAGAGGUAGAGUUUGAAGAAGAGUUUGAUUCUGAGGACGAGCCGGAGCCAUUACCACUGAGGGGUGAGUCCCGCGCCUUCAGGGGCUACGGUGCUACGACUGUACGGGACUGGUAUGACGAGCUCCCUGCAGGAGUACGCCAUAUCGUCGACGUGGUUUUGAAGGUGUUCCCAUAUCCAAUAACUAUAACCACCGUUCAGUUUGCCGUUGGGACUAUACUUGUUCUUUUCAUGUGGACAUGUAAUCUCUACAGACGGCCAAAAAUUAGUGGUGCACAGCUUGUAGCAAUUCUCCCAUUGGCAGUGGUGCACACCUCAGGCAACCUUUUCACAAACAUGAGUCUUGGAAAAGUUGCUGUUUCAUUCACUCACACAAUUAAAGCCAUGGAGCCCUUCUUCUCAGUUGUCCUCUCUGCUAUGUUUUUAGGGGAGAUACCCACCUUGUGGGUGGUUGCUUCUCUGUUACCAAUUGUUGGUGGAGUGGGACUGACGUCAAUGACAGAGGCAUCUUUUAAUUGUUGGGAGUUGAAGCCUGAGGUUGAUUCUGUCAGCAAGAAUGGUAGUGUUGAGUAUGUUGAGUCUGUGAAGAAAUCACAUGGUGGACGAAUGUCUCAUGAUGGUGGGAGGUCCAGCAAUAGCAGCAGCGGUUCAAAGCUUCUCUCUCUCUCUCUCUCUCUCUCUCUCUCUACAGUUUUCCGUGAGAGAAGCCGCUGCGCUAACCAGAAUAACAAAGACAAUAUAUAUCGGGAUGCACUUGCAGCCAGCACCAAGGACGAAGCACUAGCAGUGACACAGUAUGGGUCGUUCCAACAGCAAUACAGCAAUGGGUUGCAGACAAUAUAA
Camellia sinensis is the source of this 876-nucleotide messenger RNA. The record is from RefSeq and is a predicted model, not a curated record. NCBI's taxonomy places the organism in Eukaryota, Viridiplantae, Streptophyta, Magnoliopsida, Ericales, Theaceae.